UACGAAUCGCCCUCGUCGGCUUCCUUCCCGCUGCCCUCUCGGUGCGGAAGUGUCGUCUUCGAGCAGCAACAGCAGCAGCAGCAGAGCCAGGGCUGCCACUGUUUGGAUAAACACUACGCUAGUUCAGUAGCAGGUUUUCUUGCAUCCGCGUCUGUCCUUCCAGGACUUCUCAGCCCUCAUCUUGACCGUGCAGCAUAGCAGUAUUAUGCGAGCAACUUCCGGUGUGUGGGAGCACCGUGUGAAGUGAGUUUCCUUGAAUCAUCUAUAUGGGCCAUCUUCUCUCGAAAAAUGGUUACCGUCUGAAGAAGAGGACACGCAAGUUGCAUCCAAGGAAGAAGAAGAAGAGGAACUGUUUCCUGCAGCUGCCUUGCAUUCUCUGCUUCAUUGUCCACAGCAACAGCACCGGUCUUGACGACGACAGUGACCAUUUUGAGGCCGGCAUCAACGGCGCUGGGUGCCGUCACAACAGCAUCACUGGAAUCACUGUUCCUGGUGUGGGUGGAGUUGGCAUCGGAGCAGCAGCUGCAUCCAAGCUCGCCGAGCGAUACGCAACACUUGCAUCUCCUGAGGACUGCUCCAAGUUCCUGUUGUCACCACGGGAGUUGGCUAUCUGGGAGGGCCAAGGAAGGGGCCUUUUAUCGGCUGUUCCUGCAAAACUGAUUCCGCCGCCAGUGCUGUUCCGAACCGCUGGGGUGUCUGUGACCGUGCCCAUACCUGUACCUGUACCUGUACCCGUGCCUGGCUGCACCAGCGACUACACUGAGAUGGUGUGUAAGAGAAAGUGUUCAGAGGUGCAGCGGUGCACCCCCUGUAAGCAGCCCCGCUGCACCUUCGCUGCCCCCGAGGGAGGACUAGAGAAUGGAGGAGUGGGAGGAGGUGGGGGAGAGGCGGCCUCGAACUCUGAAACUGGACACUGCCACCUUCCCCUCUGUCCACUUCCCUCCUCCUCUGCUUCUUCUUCUUCGUCUGCCUCCUCCUCCUCUUCCUCCUCUCCUGCUGAUGGCUGCUGUAGUUUGGGUCUUCAUACGGAUUUGCCCCACAGUUCGGACUCAUCCCCCUGCUGCCUGCAUCAUUAUGACGACUGCCAGACGAGAAGUUCUGACACUGCUGAUCACUUAAGUAUCAACCACCUGCCUUCCUCCAUACUUCUUAAGGUGCUCUCUCAUUUGACAGUCAAGGAACGCUGUCUGUGUGCCUCUCUGGUCUGUAAGUACUGGAGGGACCUUUGCUUGGACUUCCAGUUCUGGAAGCAAAUUGACCUCAGUGGCCUUCAACAAGUGAACGAUGAUCUCCUGGUGAAAAUAGCCUCUCGGAGGCAGAAUGUGACAGAGAUUAAUAUCUCAGAUUGCAGAGGGGUCCAUGACCACGGCGUGUCCUCCCUGGCCUCACAUUGUCCAGGCCUGCAGAAGUACACAGCGUACCGCUGCAAGCAGCUUGGUGACAUGUCCCUGUCGGCCUUGGCUACACACUGCCCUCUGCUGGUGAAGGUGCAUGUGGGCAACCAGGACAAACUGACGGAUGAAGCACUGAAGAAAUUGGGAGAGCACUGCAGUGAGCUGAAGGACAUCCACUUGGGUCAAUGCUACAGUAUCACAGAUGAAGGCAUGGUGGCCUUGGCUAGAGGAUGCCGUAAACUGCAGAGACUCUACUUGCAAGAAAACAAACUGGUCACCGAUCGGUCCGUGCGAGCGGUUGCAGAGCAUUGUCCCGAGCUGCAGUUUGUUGGCUUCAUGGGAUGCCCGGUGACCUCUCAGGGAGUCAUCCAUCUUACUGCGCUACGAAACCUGAAUGUCCUGGACCUGCGGCACAUCUCAGAGCUCAACAAUGAGACAGUGAUGGAGGUGGUGAGGAAAUGUCGCAACCUCAGCUCCCUCAACCUCUGCCUCAACUGGAGCAUCAAUGACAGAUGUGUGGAAAUCAUCGCCAAGGAGGGGAGAAGUCUGAAGGAGCUCUAUCUUGUGUCUUGUAAAAUCACAGACCACGCGCUGAUAGCCAUAGGCCAGUACAGCAGCACCAUAGAGACUGUGGAUGCCGGCUGGUGUAAGGACAUCACAGACCAGGGAGCCACACAGAUCGCUCAGAGCAGCAAGUCCCUCCGCUACCUGGGCCUCAUGAGAUGUGACAAGGUGAACGAGGAGACGGUGGAGAGGCUGGUGGUCCAGUACCCUCACAUUGUUUUCAGCACGGUGAUGCAAGACUGCAAGAGAACCCUGGAGAGAGCUUAUCAAAUGGGCUGGAGCCCCAACACAUCAAACACUUCGUAGCUACUGCUGGAUCAUACAGACACACACACAUGAACAGACAAACAUAGCUACACAGCGGCCCUUUUAUGUACAGUCACAAAUGCACAUUAUUUACAGCUCAGUUAUUUUUGCUUGUCAUCCACUUUUCAAACAUGUAUGUGAACAUGUAGCCACUCAGUCACAGGCAAAGGUCCAGUCCAUCAGCUGUUUCGUUUGAAGCAAAUCUCCCACUUUAAUAAUUUGAGUAAAGUUGGUAUUUUUUUCUUAUUAUAACUAAGUGAGAAACCUGCUGUACCACUCAUACAUUAAAUCAGUAAAUCAGAUUACAUGCAAAAACACGUUCUGCUUUCUAGGACCAGAACCUUGAGUUACCAGUUUGUUGGUGCACAGCAAAGCACCAAAAGUGCUUGAUAUCUACUUUAAGUAAGUGUUACUCAGUUGAUAGAGUGUUAAGCCUCUUAUAUCUUAAGUCCUCUGCGUCACCUGAGAUGGAGUGGUCAUGAAGAUCCAGCCUAUCCAGUCUUGAACAUGUGAAAAGGAUCCAAAAUACUGCAUGUUUAAACCAAAAGAGACAUUCAGCGGUGGUCAUACCACAAUUGUUUGCAAUCGGAAUAAUUGAUUAAAAAGGGUUUGUAGAACCAAGGUUUCCUGAGCAAUGCCCAAGUCAGGCCUCUGCAGUAUUUACAUCUUUCAAACUGAACUCAACUUCUGAGGUGCGAUUGCUCAAGAGUUGGCGAUCAGGAGACAACAUGCCACAGCUUCAGUCUGGAAGACAACUGAACUGCCAGGUCUUCAGAGCUCACUUGAAGCUUUUAGAGAAAUCUGUAAUGUUUAUUUUGCCCAAAUUUUUAUGUUCAGUGUGGCGUUCAAGGCAUUUGUGGACUCAUAGGUGCUGAAACUGUUGACAAAGCUCCAUUUGAAGGACAGAGCUCUUUGCUGUGACUUAACAUGCACACCGUCAUGGUACAGAAGAAAGAUUCAGGCCAGAAUGAGUGAAACCCCCGACAAAAUUCAUGGCAGGAAAAACAGUGUUGAUUACUUCCCAAAAAAACUGCAUGUUUACAUUAAGAUCUUCAUCUUGUGUUUUUCAGCUACAGUUGAUCUGACAUUGAAAUUAGCCUUUUUGUGACAUGGGGUCAAUGCUGCUUUUAAUGCCAUGCGCAUUUAGGUUUGACCGAGCAUCAUUUUGAAGCAGCAAAGAAUGAAAUCAAUCCGUGUUUGAAACAGAAGUUGCCUUUACCUAAAGACCCUGGGUCACGAUAUCAAAAUACAUUAACCACGACCACCGUGAUGACAGGUAAGAGGAAACGGUGCCUUAAGUGGUUCAUAGGCAGUUGCCCUCCAUUAGCAACCUGGAAUUGACCCAUAAUUUACUAAAGAAAUGUUUAUCUCCUCUGAGUUUAUGUUAUACCAUAUUUCCAUUAUUUGAUCCGAUAUUGUAUACGUAUAAAUAAAUACUGUGUGAGAUUUACUUAGCCUAAUAUUGGUUUUGAGCAUAAACUUGUAACAUUAUCUAUGUAGCAGUCCAGUGAGGGAUUUAUCUUUCUUAGUGGUGUAGGAUGUAAAGAAAAAAACUGGCUUGGGCCUAUAACCAAGGGCAGUAGAAGGCGGUAGGUAGGAGUUGAUCAUUUUUCAUCUGUUCUAAAGAAACUGAGUAGUGUACAGUUAAAAAUGCAAAUAACCAGGGUAUUUUUCUAUGGUGUGAACCAACUCUGGGCUCAGCCUCCACACUCUGUCACUCAGAUAUGAACAAUAGUUUGCUGAGCUUAGGGUUUUAGUAGAACUGUAAACUUUCUACAGCAUAUAGAGAUUUCAGACAAUUAAAAACAUGUUCAUUCUACCCUUGUCAGGAUUUGUAGACUUAAUCUAAUCGAUGGAGAGUUUCUCCCUCGGCCUGUUUUUGUUCUGUUUCUGUUCUUUUGUAAUUCCCAUAUGCACUUUCUUCUCUGCUAGAUGUUGACACACUUGAUUCCUGAUUUGUUAAGGCAACCGUAAAUGACUGGAUUUACAUAAAGAUGAAUAAAACACUACUAUUUCAAG
Scatophagus argus is the source of this 4283-nucleotide messenger RNA. It is a transcript of the gene fbxl17, whose product is annotated as F-box and leucine-rich repeat protein 17. Lineage: Eukaryota; Metazoa; Chordata; Actinopteri; Scatophagidae. Gene Ontology annotation, biological process: SCF-dependent proteasomal ubiquitin-dependent protein catabolic process. The coding region runs from base 267 to 2264 and encodes 665 amino acids. Gene Ontology annotation, cellular component: SCF ubiquitin ligase complex. The transcript is spliced from 11 exons. Gene Ontology annotation, molecular function: protein binding. The record is from RefSeq and is a predicted model, not a curated record.